Molecule: messenger RNA, 994 nt
Organism: Photinus pyralis (common eastern firefly)
Lineage: Eukaryota; Metazoa; Arthropoda; Insecta; Coleoptera; Lampyridae
Product: glutathione S-transferase 1-like
Exons: 3
Coding region: 44-709 (221 amino acids)
Biological process (GO): glutathione metabolic process
Molecular function (GO): glutathione transferase activity
Source: RefSeq, a predicted model, not a curated record
CGCGUUUAGCAACACCCGUCUCUUUAGUGUGAAUCGUACAGACAUGUCUACAGGUCAUCAAAGAGAUCCCGUUCUAUACGUACUUUACGCAAGUCCAGCUGUGCGAAGUGUGCUGGUCACCGCCAAAAUUCUAAACUUGAAGUUAGAUGAACGAGAGGUGGAUUUCCUGAAGGGCGAACACCUAAAACCGGAAUACCUCAAGCUAAAUCCCCUGCACACGAUGCCCACCUUAAACGACAACGGAAACGUUAUUAACGAUAGUCAUGCUAUCAACACGUAUCUGGUCGGAAAGUAUGGACAGGACGACUCACUUUACCCCAAGGGCCUCUACCAACGCGCCCUCGUUGAUCAAAAACUAGCGUUUAACUUGGGAAAAUUGUAUCCCAUCUUGGUCUCCGUUGAUUACGCAUACAUGAAGGGGGAGAUCAAGGCGAUUCCGUCCGAGGAUAUUGAGAGGAUCAGGACCCUCUACGAUUUUUUGGAAGCGUUUCUGGAGAAUUCCGAUUGGAUUUCCCUGGGCACGUUUAGCUUGGCCGACAUACAUUGCUACACAACUAUCAGCUGCAUGAACUUUCACGUUACUUUAGACGAAAAGAUCUACCCUAAGAGUUACGGGUGGAUGAUGCGUUGUCGCAGUUUGCCAUGUUUUAGCGAUGAUCACGAGAGGGUAAAAUUGUUUGAGGACUAUUUUAAAAGUUUUCAAGAAUAAUUUGAAUGGAUUGUGGCCAUUUUCACCAUUGCUCAUUGUAAAAUGUUUCGUUUUUGAAUUAGAGUUAGGAUAACAAUCAUGUUGGCCCCAUGUAAUUGAGACUCCUAUGUUCUCUUGGGAUUCAGGGCUGCUAACAAAGCAAGUUGCUACGUUUCUCCUAUAAUUUAGUUAAAUUUGAACAUUAGUGUACCUAUAUACAUAUAAUUUAAAUUCUGAUUGUAUACCUAUUGUAAUAUUUAUCGAUUUUAUACAUGCAUUAAAUAUUAAAGCAAAAGUCAAUAGCAA